GCAGCGCUUCUUCGAUCAGACAGUCCCCGACCUCCACUUCUCUCUUACCCUCCAGCCACCGGAUAGUACCCAGGCGCCUCGGCGCUACCAUUCCUUCGCCUACUUCGACAUGUUGGAGACUGGGUACGACUUUAUCCUUGGCACUCCCUGGUCUCGCCGGUUCCAUAGCACAGAGGCCGAAUGGGCGUUUGAGACACUCAUUCUCAAAACGAAGUGUGGUCAAACCCAUCGAGUCCCCGUCAUUGGAACCACGGACGACACCCCUUCAAACCUACCUCCCCAGGACCCUCGUCCUUCUGGGUCCCACCUAAACAUCUCCUUCACUUCUCCCCGUCAGUUUGCUCACUUCAUCCGACAGGAGAACGUCACGCUCUACUCAGUGAACGUCAUGGAUCUUCUUCGCUACGAUCCACUCUGUCCCGAGGUUGAGCUCAUCUCACUGGAGCCCGAUCCCCCUGACCCUUCCUCCAUCUUCGCGGCUCCCAUCUCUACAUCCACCCCGCAGCCUGCGGAUACCCCCUCGACAUCCCAGGUUCCUACGCCGUCCAUUGUCGAGUCCACCCAUACGUCUCGUGCCGACGCAGACGUUGAGGAACUCAUGCGGUUCAUGACUGACUUAGAGCCCGUCAUUCGCGACCUGAUUCGGGAGUACCGCGACGUCUUCCCCCCGUAUUUCUCAUACAGCGGGAUUCCCCCGAUGCGCGGUGUCGAGCAUUCCAUCCAGUUCGUGCCUGACUAUCGUGUUCACCAUCACGCACGAUACCGACUCUCGAUUCCAGAGGCAACGGAACUCAAGCGUCAGCUUGAGGAGCUCCUUCGACUUGGUUUCAUUAAACCUAGUAACUCCCCUUGGGGUGCACCUGUCCUCUUUGCUCGCAAAGCGGACGGAACUCUCCGCCUCUGCAUCGAUUAUCGCAGCCUUAACCGUUACACGGUUAAGAACAGUUAUCCCACGCCCCGCGCGGAUGAGCUGUUUGACCGUCUGGCAGGCAACCGCUUCUUCACGAAGAUCAAUCUUCGUAGCGGUUACCACCAGAUCCGCGUUGCCGCAGAGGACCAGCCGAAGACCGCCUUUCGGUCGCGCUUCGGCCACUACGAGUUCACGGUGAUGCCAUUCGGCCUCACCAAUGCACCCGCCACCUUCCAGACGGCGAUGAACGACAUCUUCAGGGACAUCCUUGAAGAAUACGUUCUCGUAUACCUGGACGACAUCCUGGUCUACAGUCGUACCUUAGAAGACCAUAUCAGACACCUCCGCGAUGUCCUACAGCGCUUACGCAAGCAUGGCUUCUAUGCCAAGCUUAGUAAGUGCCGCUUUGCCCAGCGCAAAGUGGACUUCCUAGGACACCAUGUGUCUGACCAGGGUCUCCACAUGGACGACGCGAAGAUCACUGCUAUUGCAGAGUGGCCUAUCCCCACAUCUGCCAAGCAGCUUCGCAGCUUUCUAGGCCUCACCAUCUACUAUAGUAAUUUUAUCCAGGGAUACGCUAGGUAUUCCUACGUCCUUACCUCCACCCUCCUCCGAAAGAACCCGCCGUGGUUUUGGACACCCCUCUGCGAGGACGCCUUCCGCGCCCUCAAGAAGGCGGUGACUUGCGCGCCGGUUCUUCGCCUUCCCGAUUUUGAUCGUCCCUUUAUCGUCACCACCGAUGCGUCAGAUUUUGCAGUAGGAGCUGUCCUUUCUCAGGUGUUUCCCUCUCCUCCAGAUUCACCUUACCCCCACGUUCCUCCUUUUCUCCCCCCUCCUGCUGACACUGCUUCUCGACUGACGCCUAUCCUACCACCACUUCCCUCCACUGACAGUCCUCCCACUACCUUCUCCCCGACCAUCGCGGAGGAUGGGACUGUCGAGGCUCGUGCUGGGGAUUGCCCGAUCACUUUCUACUCCCGUCAGCUACUACCUGCCGAGAUAAACUACACUGCCGAUGAACGUGAGGUUUUGCUGACCAUGUUCCUGAGAUGUCUUCCCACAGACAUUAGGAAUCGGUUAGUCAGCGAGGCUCGCAGAGAGUAUCACACAUUUGAGUCAGUCAGCAAGAAGGCCCUAGACUUAGAGGCUACGCUGGGUGGAGCUCAAACCCCUUCUACGGAUGGGAGAAAGAAGAAGACUCCACAAGAGUGGAAGAAGAAGGGUAGUCGAUUGAUGAUGGUUGAUUCCGAUGGGAAUCAAACCGAGAUCGAUGAUGUUUCCGAUCUUGUGGAGGGUUCAGAGUUUGACGGCGAGGAGAGUGCUGAGGGUAGCAACCUCGCUGCCGUAGUCAAGACUAAGGCAGCUGGCCGCGACAAGGGCGGUCAACAAAGGAGUCAGGGGCAGGCCGCUAACCCAAACAAAAUAGCUGCUUGGGUUAGAGUAGGUCUGGAUCAAGAAGUGUGGCGGGACCGUUGGUCUCGUGGUGCUUGCAUUAACUGCGAUGGGAUUAGGCCCGAAGAUGCGAAGGUGGCUAGCAUUCGUGACUGGCCACGACCCCAGUCUGUGACUGAGGUCCGAUCAUUCUUGGGAAUGUGUGGUUAUUACCGCAACUUUGUGAAGAAUUAUAGCACGAUCAUUUCUCCCUUGACUGAUCUAACUCGACUUGACACACCAUGGGACAGGACCGACGAGUGUGAGGCAGCUUUUAAGCGUUUGAAGCAUGCUCUUACGCAUCAUGAGGUUCUCAUGGUACCCGACCCGCAAAGGUCAUUUGUUGUAACCACUGACGCAAGCCAAUAUGGGAUUGGCGCAGUGCUGGCUCAACAGGAAGGGAAGAAGUUGAGAACGAUCGAGUACAUGAGCAAAAAGAUGCCAUCAAAGAAGUUGGCAAAGUCCACCUAUGAGAGGGAACUCUAUGCUCUUUACAAGGAACUUGUCCAUUGGAGGCACCAUCUGUUAGGAAGGUUUUUCUAUCUGAGAACUGACCAUCAGACCCUCAAGUGGAUCAAGACUCAACCAGUUCUCUCCGAUGCACUCAAACGCUGGAUUGAAGUAAUAGAUCAAUAUGACUUCAAACUAGACUAUUUGAAGGGAGAGUACAACAAGGUUGCAGACGCAUUGUCUAGGAGGGCAGAUUACGUGGGUGCGCUAAUUUCUGAGUUUGGUUUGUCUGAAGACGUGACUCGAUCGUUGGAUGAAGCCUACAAGGAAGAUCCCAUCACGAUGGACAUCAUCAACAAACUACAGGCUAAAGACAAGGCCACCUCUGACGAGUUUGUGAUGGUGGAUGGGUUACUCUUUCUUGAGAAGGCAGGGUUUAAAAGGUUAGUUGUUCCAUCUAGGGAAACUUUGCGCAGUUUAUUUUUAGGUGAGUGCCACGACGCCACGGGACACUUCGGCUAUAAGAAGACGAGUGCUAAUUUAGUACAGCGAUUCUGGUGGCCCAACAUGCUUGACGAUGUGAAGAAGUACGUGGAGAUCUGUCAGGUCUGUCAGCGGGACAAACCGCGGACUCAAGCUCCACUUGGGUUACUCAAGCCUUUACCCAUUCCUGCUGGCCCAGGGCAGAGUAUCUCCAUGGACUUCAUGGAUACUCUUGUGACCAACAAGAAUGGCAAGAGGCACAUCUUCGUCAUAGUGGAUAGGUUCACUAAGUACGCUAGACUAAUCGCCAUGCCAGAGACUGCCAGGACUGAGCACGUCAUCAAGUUGUUCAUGGACAACUGGGUGCGUGAUUUUGGAUUGCCUAAGACUAUCGUUAGUGAUAGAGAUGUUCGUUUCACUAGUGAGAUGUGGAAACAGGCCGCUGAACAGAUGGGCAGCCAGCUUCAGAUAACUUCUGGGAAUCAUCCCGAAGCAAAUGGGCAGGCUGAACAGAUGAACCGAGUGGUGCAACAUCUGUUGAGGCAUUACAUCAAGCCCAGCCAGGAUGACUGGGAUGAGAAGUUACCUCUCAUCGCCAUUCUGUACAACAACGUUGUACACAACACCAUCGGUGUCAAUCCUAAUCAGCUACAUCUCGGAUGGAAGCCUAGAUCCGCUCUAGACUUCCUCCUGCCUAAAAACCAAACUGCUGCAACUCCUGGAACCAUUGAAUUCGGGGUCCAGUAUGAGAAACUGUUGCAGCAGGCUAUUGACAACAUCAAGAAAUCUCAGGAAGCAAUGAUUGCUUCUGAGAACAAACGUCGCCGACAGUCCACAUUUCAGGUAGGGGAACGUGUCUGGGUCAAGGCUAGUGAGUUGGGAUAGGAGUUUGGCAUCUCUAGGAAACUAAUGCCUCAGUACUUCGGUCCCUGGGAAGUCUUAGACAUAG
This is a messenger RNA of Chara braunii, 4223 nucleotides long. Lineage: Eukaryota; Viridiplantae; Streptophyta; Charophyceae; Charales; Characeae. The record is from the annotation of a GenBank genome assembly.